Drosophila obscura is the source of this 945-nucleotide messenger RNA. RefSeq lists its product as uncharacterized. NCBI's taxonomy places the organism in Eukaryota, Metazoa, Arthropoda, Insecta, Diptera, Drosophilidae. The coding region runs from base 102 to 899 and encodes 265 amino acids. The transcript is spliced from 3 exons. The record is from RefSeq and is a predicted model, not a curated record.
GCCAUGCCUUCUCAUAACUGAGAUUUGGCAAAGCUAAAAACAUUCAGCUAUUUUUCUAUUAUUAACCGAUAAUUUGCAGAAAAUUAUUAGAAAAUUAGAUAAUGUCGUUCUCUUCAACUUUCGCUGAUUCUGAUCAUCCCAUGGACAAAGUGGAUGUGGCCAAAGAUACAAAGGGCAUCGAAAACCUGCUCUUGUCGCAGGGCUUCGCGGACUGUGAGCCUGGAGUUGUGAACAAGCUGCUGAUGCAGGGUUACGCUAUGUUCAAGGACAAUUUGUUGAGGGACAUGGCGCGUGCGGAAUUGGCAAAGGCCGUCGGCAAUACGACUGUUGAAUCCAUGGACACGGAGUCUGAAACCCAAGAAGCAGACGCAACCGUAAUCGGAGCCACUUCGGAGUGGGCCAUGGAUGUUGAUAUGGAUAUAUCAGGUCCGGGCACAAGCACUUCGGCCAUGAAUCCUAACGAAAACUUAGCCUUUCCUGCUGAGUUUUUAACUACUGACUCCGGCUAUGGAGGGUACGAAAUCCAGCAAGAUCUUGGGGACAUAGAUAUGGAAAUGCAGUCACAUUUGGAUAGUUCAGCUCCAGCGCCAAGCACUUCGGCCAUUAAUUUUAACGAACACUUGCACUUGCCGGCUGAGUUUUUGGCUACUCACUCCGGCUAUGCAUGGUACGAAAUCCAGCAAGAGCCGUUUGUAAAUCUUGGGGACAUAGAUAUGGAAAUGCCGUCAAAUGUGGAUAAUACAGUUCCAGCCCCAAGCACUCCGGCCAUCAAGCCUGAAGCGAACGUGAGCCCUCCAGCAACUUUUGCUGCCUUGGAAUAUUUGGACUCUUCGACUGAAGACGACUCCGAGGAUGGGAAGUACGAAUACACGUCGGAGUCCUCAGAUUCGGUAUACUGAGUUUUUUAACUGCGUGGGAUUGCUGCUUCUUUUUGCCCAAAUAAAA